Molecule: messenger RNA, 4151 nt
Organism: Solea senegalensis (Senegalese sole)
Lineage: Eukaryota; Metazoa; Chordata; Actinopteri; Pleuronectiformes; Soleidae
Gene: copa
Product: COPI coat complex subunit alpha
Exons: 30
Coding region: 162-3827 (1221 amino acids)
Biological process (GO): retrograde vesicle-mediated transport, Golgi to endoplasmic reticulum; endoplasmic reticulum to Golgi vesicle-mediated transport; intracellular protein transport
Cellular component (GO): COPI vesicle coat
Molecular function (GO): protein binding; structural molecule activity
Source: RefSeq, a predicted model, not a curated record
CGGAAGACAGCACGGACUACGUGUCAGGAAAAAGAACGAACGGGCGAAGGAGAACAGGCCGUCAGACUUGUUCUUCCUGGACAGUCUCAUCUAUGCUUUUUGCGCACUCUGUGGAAUUAUUAUUUUAACAGGAGGAUUGCAAAUACAACCGCCAAGUGACAAUGUUAACUAAAUUUGAAACGAAGUCGGCCCGUGUAAAAGGUCUAAGUUUCCAUCCCAAAAGACCAUGGGUUCUUGCAAGUUUGCACAACGGUGUCAUCCAGCUGUGGGAUUAUCGGAUGUGCACCCUGAUCGACAAGUUCGAUGAGCAUGACGGUCCCGUCAGAGGAAUCGAUUUCCACAAACAGCAGCCUCUGUUUGUGUCUGGAGGUGAUGAUUACAAAAUUAAGGUGUGGAACUACAAGCUGAGGCGCUGCCUCUUCACUCUCCUUGGACACCUUGACUACAUCCGAACCACCUUCUUCCACCAUGAGUACCCCUGGAUUUUGAGUGCCUCGGAUGACCAGACCAUACGCAUCUGGAACUGGCAGUCUAGGACCUGCGUCUGUGUCUUGACCGGCCAUAAUCACUACGUGAUGUGCGCCCAGUUCCAUCCAUCUGAGGACCUGGUGGUGUCAGCCAGUCUGGACCAGACUGUACGAGUGUGGGAUAUCUCUGGUCUGAGGAAGAAGAAUUUGUCUCCUGGUGCUGUAGAGACUGACGUGCGUGGCAUCAGUGGUGUUGACUUAUUUGGUGCCUCCGAUGCCAUCGUCAAGCAUGUUCUUGAGGGCCACGACCGUGGAGUCAACUGGGCUGCUUUCCACCCCACUAUGCCUCUCAUCGUGUCUGGAGCUGACGACAGGCAGGUUAAAAUCUGGAGAAUGAAUGAAUCCAAGGCCUGGGAGCUAGAUACCUGCCGUGGUCACUACAACAACGUGUCAUGUGCCGUCUUCCACCCACGCCAGGAACUCAUCCUGUCCAACUCUGAGGACAAGAGUAUUCGGGUGUGGGACAUGUCCAAGAGAACUGGAGUGCAGACUUUCCGUCGAGAUCAUGAUCGUUUCUGGGUUCUGGGCGCUCAUCCAAAUCUCAACCUGUUUGCUGCAGGUCACGACAGCGGCAUGAUCGUGUUUAAGCUGGAGCGUGAGCGUCCGGCGUACGCUGUGCAUGGGAACAUGUUAUACUACGUUAAGGAUCGCUUCCUCCGCCAGCUGGAUUUUAACAGCAGCAAAGACACUGCUGUCAUGCAGCUACGCAGUGGCUCCAAGUUCCCAGUGUUCAGCAUGUCAUACAAUCCUGCUGAGAACGCCGUCCUGCUCUGCAAUAGGGCAACCAACCUGGAGAAUAGCACCUAUGACCUGUACUCUAUUCCUAAAGAAAGUGACUCUCAGAACCCUGAUGCACCUGAGGGGAAGAGGUCCUCCGGACUGACAGCAGUCUGGGUGGCCAGGAACAGAUUUGCUGUCCUGGACCGAAUGCACUCUCUGCUGAUCAAGAACCUGAAAAAUGAAAUAGUGAAGAAAAUCCAGGUUCCAAACUGUGAGGAAAUCUUCUACGCAGGGACAGGCUCACUGCUGCUGCGUGAUGCUGACGGCGUCACACUGUUCGAUGUGCAGCAGAAACGCUCCCUGGCCACUGUCAAGAUCGCCAAGGUCAAGUAUGUGGUGUGGAGUGCAGACACGAGCCACGUGGCCCUGCUGGCUAAACAUGCCAUCAUGAUCUGCAACCGUAAGUGGGAGAGUCUCUGCAGUAUUCAUGAAAACAUCCGAGUGAAGAGUGGAGCCUGGGACGAGAGUGGAGUCUUCAUCUACACCACCUCCAACCACAUCAAAUAUGCCCUCACCUCUGGGGAUCACGGCAUCAUCAGAACACUGGACCUGCCCAUUUACGUGACCCGUGUGAGAGGAAACAGUGUUUACUGCCUGGACAGAGAGUGCAGGCCACGCGUCCUCACCAUCGACCCAACAGAGUAUCGCUUCAAACUCGCACUUGUCAACCGUAAAUACGAUGAGGUGCUUCACAUGGUGCGUAAUGCCAAGCUGGUGGGUCAGUCUAUCAUUGCCUACCUGCAGAAGAAGGGUUACCCGGAGGUGGCGCUGCACUUUGUCAAAGAUGAGAAGACUCGCUUUAGUUUGGCGCUGGAGUGUGGCAACAUUGAGGUGGCGCUGGAGGCAGCAAAGGCCCUGGAUGAGCGCAGCUGCUGGGAGCGCCUGGGUGAGGCGGCACUGCUGCAGGGCCACCACCAGGUUGUGGAAAUGUGCUAUCAGAGGACUAAGAACUUUGACAAGCUCACCUUCCUUUACCUCAUCACUGGCAACCUGGCCAAGCUGCGCAAGAUGAUGAAGAUUGCUGAGAUCAGGAAGGACAUGAGCGGUCACUACCAGGCAGCGCUCUACCUGGGAGACGUCAGUGAGAGGGUCCGCAUUUUGAAGAACUGUGGACAGAAGUCUCUGGCGUACCUGACCGCAGCCACCCAUGGGCUCGAUGAAGAGGCUGAAUCACUUAAGGAGACAUUUGACCCAGAAGUGGAGACGGUGCCUGAGGUUGAUCCAAAUGCACAGCUGCUGCAGCCCCCUCCACCCAUCAACCCUCUGGACACCAACUGGCCACUGCUCACUGUAUCAAAGGGCUUCUUUGAAGGAGCCAUUGCAGCAAAAGGGAAGGCAGGACAAAUGGCUGCUGAUCUGGACAUGGAUGCUCCAGGAGGUGAAGGCUGGGGAGACGAUGCUGAACUCCAGCUGGAUGACGAUGGUUUCAUGGAUGCCCAGGAAGGAUUUGGGGAUGAUGGGAUGGGGAAAGAGGAGGGAGGAGGCUGGGAAGUGGAAGAAGAUCUGGACCUUCCUCCAGAGCUGGACAUACCAGCUGCAGGUGGAGCAGGAGAAGACGGUUUCUUUGUCCCACCAACCAAGGGCAUGAGUCCAACCCAGAUGUGGUGCAACAACUCCCAGCUGCCAGCAGACCACAUCCUGGCUGGCUCUUUCGAAACUGCCAUGAGACUGCUGCACGACCAAGUUGGAGUUGUGAACUUUGGCCCAUACAAGUCACUGUUCAUGCAGACGUUUUCGAGAGGGCGCACCUGUUACCUGGGGCUGCCGUCCCUACCCUGCCUGCGCAGCCAGCCCCAGAGGAACUGGAAGGACUGUGGAGCAAAGCAGGGCCUGCCUGCUGUGGGUUUGCGCCUCUCCGACCUCAUCUCUCGUCUACAGCAGUGCUACCAGCUGACCACUUCUGGCCGCUUUGAGGAAGCUGUUGAGCGCUUCAGAGCCAUCCUGCUCUCUGUGCCUCUGCUGGUGGUUGAUAACAAGCAGGAAAUUGCAGAGGCUCAGCAGCUGAUCACCAUUUGCAGAGAGUACAUAGUGGGUUUGACCAUGGAGACAGAGAGGAAGAAGCUGCCAAAAGACACUUUGGAGCAGCAGAAGAGGCUCUGUGAGAUGGCUGCGUAUUUCACCCAUUGUAAUCUCCAGCCCGUCCACAUGGUGCUGGUGUUGCGCACAGCUCUCAACCUCUUCUUCAAACUGCGUAACUUUAAGACCGCUGCCGGCUUUGCACGACGCCUGCUGGAGCUGGGACCAAAGCCAGAUGUUGCACAGCAGACUCGCAAGAUUUUGGCUGCCUGCGAGAAGAAUCUGACAGAUGCUCACCAGUUGAACUACGACCCUCACAAUCCAUUUGACCUGUGCGCUGCCUCUUUUGUCCCACUGUACCGUGGACGCCCUGUUGAGAAGUGCCCUCUGUCUGGAGCCUGCUACUGUCCUCCAUACAAAGGCCAGACCUGCAGGGUCACACAGGUGACAGAGGUUGGCAAGGAUGUGAUUGGUCUGCGUGUGAGUGCACUUCAGUUCCGUUGAAAGAACGUGGAGAUAAAAGAGCAAAACACAUCCACACAUGCUCUGGAGAAAUAAUAGUUAUUGACAUGAGAAAUUAAAGCAGAUAUAUGUGUGUUUGUUCACAGCAAUGUGCAAUUUCUUUCCAUUUCCGAUUACAUGCACCAGAAAGCUUUUAUCCUUGUAACCCACUCCUGCAUCCUCUCUGUGCUGUGGCUUUAUUAUCUCUGUUAACCUGACUCGUGUCUCUUUUCUGACUAGUAUAAGAUAAAACAAAAAUGAAAGUGAAAAACACUGCUCUGUGUAUCUGGGAAAGUAAAAUAAUAAAGAAAAAUCCCAUUCUCAAAU